AUGGGACUCUUAGAAUUGUGUGAGAAGUAUUUUGAAACCACAAAUCUCUAUGAAGUCUUACAAAUUUCAGAAAAAGCUACUGACAAAGAAGUCAAGAAAGCGUAUCACAAACUCUCUCUCAAAGUACACCCUGAUAGAGUCGCCGAAGAAGAAAAGCUUGAGGCCACAGAGAAGUUCAAGGUGUUAGGCAGUAUCCAUGCAAUUCUCACUGACACCAGUAAAAGAGCAUUGUAUGAUGAGACCAAGUGUGUUGAUGAUGAUGACUACAAUGUUAUUGUCGAUCGAGACUGGAGUGUAUAUUGGCGACUACUAUUUAAAAAGAUCACCGAUGAAGACAUCAGAGCCUAUGAAAAGGAAUAUGUCGGAUCUGAUUUAGAAAAACAGGAAAUUAAACAAGCCUAUAUAACAGGCAAGGGUGACAUGGAUUACAUUGUGGACCAUGUACAAUUUGCCAGAUCUGAACAAGAACCAAGAAUCAAGGACAUUCUCAAUGAAAUGAUACAGAAUGGUGAGAUACCUGCUUACAAGAUAUUUACACAUGAACCUGCUAAAAAACGUCUCAGGCGGCUUGCUAAGGAAAACAAAGAAGCUAAGGAGGCAGAAGAAAUGAAACAAGAAUUAGGAGUCGGCUCAGAGCCAAACAGUUUGGAAUUGAUGAUAAGACAAAAACAAGAAGACAGAGCGUCACAACUGGACAACUUUAUUGACAAUUUGGCAGCUAAGUAUGGUGCUGGCACUAAAAAGGGUAGCAAGCGAAAAUCAGCAGCUAAAGCAGAAACCACCACAAAAAGUAAAAGGAGGAGAUGA
Messenger RNA from Arctia plantaginis, 807 nucleotides. The record is from the annotation of a GenBank genome assembly. Lineage: Eukaryota; Metazoa; Arthropoda; Insecta; Lepidoptera; Erebidae.